CUGACAGGCCUGUGUUCUCCCCACAGUACGUGGUGCCGUUUCUGCUCAACCAGGGCGGAUCUCUCCUCUUCUACCUCACCUUAGCAUCCGCAGAUUUGUCCCUGGCAGUACCGCUCUGUAACUCCCUGGCUUUGAUAGUCACGCUGGUGACUGGGAGGAUUCUGGGAGAGGACAUUGGUGGUAAAAGGGCUGUGGCCGGAAUGCUGCUCACUGUCCUGGGAGUCACUCUCUGCGUAGCUGGUUCGUGA
Messenger RNA from Leptosomus discolor (cuckoo roller), 248 nucleotides. Lineage: Eukaryota; Metazoa; Chordata; Aves; Leptosomiformes; Leptosomidae. The record is from RefSeq and is a predicted model, not a curated record.